Kalmanozyma brasiliensis GHG001 is the source of this 2925-nucleotide messenger RNA. RefSeq names its product Mpp10 protein. Lineage: Eukaryota; Fungi; Basidiomycota; Ustilaginomycetes; Ustilaginales. The coding region runs from base 1 to 2925 and encodes 974 amino acids. The transcript has a single exon. The record is from RefSeq and is a predicted model, not a curated record. Gene Ontology annotation, cellular component: small-subunit processome; Mpp10 complex; nucleus. Gene Ontology annotation, biological process: rRNA processing.
AUGCCGCCCUCGCCGCGCAAGAGCCCAAGGGCCUCAGCUGCCACUGCCACCAGCAAGACUGUUACAGAUACGCUCGACGCAUCGCUACCACAUCUGAGCAAGGCGCAAGAGCUUGCAGAGCUCAUCGCUAGCCAACCCGAGCGACUUGCUGACGGUGAUGCUUCCCUCACCCAGCUCUCGACCCAAGCGCUCAAACAGAUCUUCGACUACUCCGUACAAUCCGAGCACGACUCUGUUCCAUUCAUCAGCGCCUUCAUCGAGACCGUCACACCAAAAGCUGAGCUUCUUGCGCAAAGAGCCUCUCGCUCGGGCGCAAAGCGAAAGCGCGGCAAGAAUGGUGUGGCUCCUCCGCCGCUCUUUGAGGGCACUCCGCUCGACGAGCUUGUCACCGAUGGCAUGGACUCACGGCAGCUCUGGGAACAAGUGGACUUGAAAGCAGCCAAGAUGUACGGCGUCAUCGAGCGCUACUUUGCUCAAGGUCUCCUUGGCGAUGAGGAGAACGACGACGAAGACGAGGAGGAGGCGAGUAGCAGCAAAGCUGGUCCUUCGCGCUCGCGUCCUCGUCCCAAGUACGAUGAUGAGGACGACGACGACAUGUCAGAAGAGGACGACGAUAUGUCUGGCGACUUUGACGAGGACGAUGAAGACGGCGACAUGGACUCGGAAGAGCAAAUCAACCAGUUCAGUCAGCUCAGCGACGCAGAUCUUCGAGCUCUCGGCAUCGACCCAGCCCAACGUGAAGAGAUCCUAGCAAGGCUAGCUCUCAACGACGAUGAAGCCGACGAGUCCGACGAGGCAGGCGAAGGCUAUCCGGGAGCCUCCGAUGUCAGUGACGGCGAUCCGUCCGAAAUCUUCUACGAGCCUCUCAAGACGGAGGCCGAACAGCUCCAGCGCAAAGAGGAGGAGGAGAUGGGAACACUGCCGCGUCUGCGUUCUCAAGUCGGCGAUGAUGAUGACGAGGUUGACGAAGACGACGAAGAUGAGGAGGCGGAAGAGUCAGAAGACGAUGAGGAGGAUACCGCAUCGACGCCAUCGGGCAAGAACAGCGCAGGCAUCCCCAAGUCGCUUCUCGCAGACCUCGAUCGACCGGGCAAGGCAUCACAGCGUUCCACCAAGCGACAUCCCACACUCGACGACGACUUCUUCUCGAUAGACGACCUCAAUCGUCAGCUUGACGAGCAGGACGCGCAAGAGGGAGCCGACCCCGUCGACGACAACGAUGACGACGAUAUCGCAGAUCAGGUCGACUUCUUCAAGCCUCUCGACGAAGCCGAAGGCCUCGACGAAGAAGACGAGGAGGUGGACGCAGAGCAAGAGGCUGGUCUUACCGACGCCUCCGACGCUCAUUACGCCGACUUCUUCUUGCCGCCCACCAAAGCGGCCAGGUUCAACAAGAAAUUCGGAAAGAGAAAAGCAUCGGCCAGAUUCGCAAACGAAGACGCAGCGGGUGACCGUGUCAGCGAGGACGAGUCGGAAAACGACGAAGAGCCGUCUCCGAGCAAAGCGCCGGUCCGCGUCUACGAAGAGCCCGAUCGCAAACGAUCCAUCCGCUUCAACGACACCAUCGAGUAUCGUCGUAUCAAGCCGCGUCACAAGAGCUCCUUCGCCGAGAUGAUGGAGAAGCUCGGCGCCUCCCCUGACGACUACGAUGAGGACAUGGACGAAGACGAGGAUGAGGAAGAUGGUGACGAGGAGAGUGAGGACGAUGACAUGGACAUGGACGAGGUCGAGUCGGAAACUUCCUCGGUUGGUCGCCAUGGCAGCGAUGAUGAGGAGGAUGACGAUGAGGAGGAGGACGACGACACUGACGAUCAGAAUCCAGACGAAGAAGCUCAGGACGAGGAGGAGGAAGACGAGGAUAACGCGGAUGACGGUGUCAACACAGCCCGCCGCGUUGUCGGCGAUCUUUUCGCGGACAGCGACGACGAGGCCGAUGCGCAGGAGAAGCUCUCGACGCACGAAAAGCGUGUCGCUGCCCUCAAAGAGGAAAUCGCUCGUCUCGAGGACGAGAAUGUCGCCAAGAAGGACUGGACCUUAAUGGGAGAAGCUGGCUCUCGCGUUCGUCCACAAGACAGCCUCCUCGAGCAAGACCUCGAAUUCGAGCGUGCCGCCAAAGUCACCCCGCAAGUGACGGAGGAAAUGACGGAAUCCAUCGAGGACCUCAUCAAGCGUCGCAUCCUCGACCGCAACUUUGACGAUGUCAUCCGUCGACGCGAGAUGGAAGCUCUUCCCUUCCUCCCCUCGCGUCUUCUCGAGCUGUCCGACAGCAAGAGCGCCAAGAGUCUGGCCGAGCUGUAUGAGGAAGAGUACCAAGCAGCUCGCGGGACCGAGGGCGAGGACGGCGCUCCUGUCGCUGAAGCGGACGCCAAACUGGCCAAGGAGCACGAGGAGAUCACCACGCUCUACGACGACAUUUUCAACAAGCUCGAUGCGCUCUCCAACGCGCACUUUACGCCCAAGGCGCCGAAAGCGACGAUCCAGACGCUCACCAACGCGCCUUCGGUAUCCAUCGAGUCGGCGCUGCCCGCGACGGCGUCGACGAGCACGAUGCUUGCGCCGGAGGAGGUGUACGAGCGCCCACGCCACAGCGGUGCCAUGGACGGCGCCAAAUCCGAGAUGACUCCCGAGGAAAAGCAACGCUUGCACAACAAGCUUCGCCAGGAGAAGCGACAGCGCAACGAGAAGAUUCAGGACACGCGCAAGGCGCUGGAGCAAUCCGGGCUGGUGCGGGCCAAGAAGGUCAACGACCGAGAGGAGAAGCAGCAGGCGCUCAAGAAGCUCGUUGGAAACAGGGGUGUGUCGGUCAUCGGCAAGGAGGCCAACGCUGCCGGGGCUGGGACAGGGAAGAACGCGAAGAACAAGGGCAAGGCCAACGGUGCAAAUGGUGCCGCCAAGCCGACUACCGCCAACCAGUUCAAGCUGUGA